AUGAGAAAGAGAAAAUGUAUUGCCAUCCUUGUCCUGCAAGGGUUACUGGAAAUAGACAAGAAUCCAAGAGGAAAGACCAGGUCAUGGAUAAGGAAAAGAGAAAGCCGUGGAUUUUACACGAACAUCGUGAGGGAAUUGAUGGUUGAAGACACAGCAGCGUAUCGUGAGAUGAUGAGAAUGUCCUACGACGAUUUUAAAGUAUUGCUACGAGUUGUAGAGCCUCACAUAAGUCCGCAUCAG
Paramuricea clavata is the source of this 240-nucleotide messenger RNA. The record is from the annotation of a GenBank genome assembly. NCBI's taxonomy places the organism in Eukaryota, Metazoa, Cnidaria, Anthozoa, Malacalcyonacea, Plexauridae.